UUACUUCCUGCUCUGUGGGGCAGAGACCAGCGAAGCCGUGUUGGUGAGGCUGUGAGGAUGGCGGUUCUGCUCUGGCGAUCCGCGUUAAGAACGCCUGCUGCCGAUGAAGAGGUGACGAGUCGAUGAAACUUCAGCAGAGCGAGAGCAGCGCGGCCGCCAUCAUGGAGUUUCUAUCGCUAGACGAUGACAUCUGCAUCCUGAAGCACGAGACGGCAGAUGGCCUGCUGGAGCCGCUGAAGGAGAGCCCGGUGUCCCGCAGCUCGGGGGACGAGUCCAUCGCAUCCCACUUUGCACUGGUGACGGCCUAUGAGGACAUCAAGAAGCGUCUCCAGGUGGCAGAGAAAGAAAACACGGCCUUGAAAAGGCGGAUAUGGCAGCUGGAGCACCAGGUAAUCCUCUCGGAUCAAGCCGUCUCCGAAGGACCCGCGUAUGUCAACAAGGCCUUCCUGGCAUUCCAGGGAAUCUACGUCGAGAAAGCUGACCUCGAAGUGGAGCUGGAGAAGGUGAAAAUGGAGAAGCUGGCGCUGGAGCAGAGCCUGACGGAGCAGCUGCAAGUGAAGGAAGUGGAGCUGCUGCAGCUGCGCUCGGAGGUGGACACUCAUCAAGUGAUGACCAAGCUGAGUGUGGCGCCGGACCCCGAAGUGAGCAGCGAAGUGAAGGUCCACGCCCUGGAGCAGCAGCUCGACAUUCUCCGAGCAGAGUGCAGCCGACUCCGGCAGAAAGCCGAGGUAAUCCACGGAAGUGACGAGAAGCCAGAGGGCACCGUGGAGGACGCUGGGAUGGCAUCACUGCUACAGGCCUACCGGGACCUCCGGAGUGAGAUGGCACACUUGUAUGCCGUGACUGAGCAGCAGUCAGCCGUGGUGAGGAAGCUGAGGGGCGAGGGGCACGGAGCAGAUGGCAGCAGAGCCUACUCGUUUCCUGUCCAGUGCCUCGACGACGUCGAAGGGGAUGGCAGGCGACUCCCGACGGCCGCACUGAGACCCUUGGGCUCCUCCUUUGAGCCGCUGGCCCAGUCCGCCUGGGCCCACCGAAGGUUAAGUCCGGUGGGCAGCCCCAGUGCCCAGGAGCACCAGCCGUAUGCCAGAGACGCUUUAGAGGAGAGACCACCGAGGCCCAGCGACGUGCGCUUCUGGGAGGACACGAGGGGUCUUGCGCCACGGUGUGACCAUGCCACGUACCCACAGGACCCCUUCUGAAGGACGCCAUUGUGUUUCCAGCUCUGGGCAGACCCCAGGGGCACCAAAGCGUCGUGCUUGAGAUGCCCGCUCCUGAGGGACAUUCCAGGGGUCUCCACUUGGUGACUUUCCUCCUUUCCUUCUUUUGCAGGAUAUAAAAUUAGAGAAAGAACAAA
Erpetoichthys calabaricus (reedfish) is the source of this 1354-nucleotide messenger RNA. RefSeq names its product 5-azacytidine induced 2 (gene azi2). The transcript is spliced from 8 exons. Gene Ontology annotation, biological process: canonical NF-kappaB signal transduction. The record is from RefSeq and is a predicted model, not a curated record. Bases 123 to 1199 code for a protein of 358 amino acids. NCBI's taxonomy places the organism in Eukaryota, Metazoa, Chordata, Cladistia, Polypteriformes, Polypteridae. Gene Ontology annotation, cellular component: cytoplasm.